Molecule: messenger RNA, 1012 nt
Organism: Branchiostoma belcheri (Belcher's lancelet)
Lineage: Eukaryota; Metazoa; Chordata; Leptocardii; Amphioxiformes; Branchiostomatidae
Exons: 7
Coding region: 518-1012 (164 amino acids)
Source: RefSeq, a predicted model, not a curated record
GAUGCAUUUUGCUUUGAUACUGAAAUAAAUACAGCUAAUUCCUAUAUGGUCCUGUACAGACGGUCUCUUGAUUUUGCCUGCAUAAAGUCUUAAAACUUGAAUCAUUAGGUCCUGGCAUCAAUGUGUUGACAAUGACAACAUAAUAGCAUCUAGACAUUUUCACAGUAAGAUAUAUUGGUAUGGUUAUUAUUGGUGCCAUUUAUCAUGUAGAGCUUUUGUGGAGGAUGGUAAUUUAUCACAUGCAACUGCAGAAUGGGACACAACAUGUGAUCUGACCUUUGAGUCCUGUCAAGUGACCCUGCGCGUUGGGGAGGAUGAGCGCAUCGAUACGCUACCGGGGAAGGUGCUGUCACUGUUGGAGGUGUAUCGUGGCGAACAGAAGGUGACAAACCGCCGAGGGCAGUACUUUGGUUCGCCGUGGGGACCCCAUGUAACCCUGGUCUUCAAGAUACAAGACGUAAAUCCUGAUGUUACAGGGCUUGAGAUCCAGGUGACUGUACCGGAGAGUAAGCUGAAGAUGACUGUCCAGACAUAUGACAACGUAGGCGACAUCAAGCGUAGGCUGCGCAAGGUGUAUGCUCGGAUGAACGUGAUGCAUGACGGGAAGGUGAUAACGGACCUGAACCAAACGUACCGUCAGCUGGGAAUCCAGCCUACUGCGCAUGUGCAGCUGCAGUCUUGGGACCCAGAGAAUCCACCUGCUGUACCAAGUCGUGAAGAAGCCAAAGAGAUCGAGAAAGCAAUAGAGGCACUGAUACAAGAACUUAAGGGAGUUGAACAGGGGAAUGAGGAUUCGGACACUAAAAAUGAAGCGAUUACGAAGGAGCAGACAGAAGACCAAGAAAAAUGGUCGGCCGUUCGCCGUAUCCUGUGGCGUCACCUGGAGCUCCAGGACGAAUACCCCGACAUCCCGCCCGGGGCCCUGAAGAUGCUGAUCCGGGCGGUAGGGGAGGACACCGUGGCGGUGGAGGUCUUACAGACUAUCCUGAAGGCCGUGCUGGAGCGGGGAUGA